Molecule: messenger RNA, 5095 nt
Organism: Nothobranchius furzeri (turquoise killifish)
Lineage: Eukaryota; Metazoa; Chordata; Actinopteri; Cyprinodontiformes; Nothobranchiidae
Gene: skib
Product: v-ski avian sarcoma viral oncogene homolog b
Biological process (GO): negative regulation of transcription by RNA polymerase II; negative regulation of BMP signaling pathway
Cellular component (GO): nucleus
Molecular function (GO): RNA polymerase II cis-regulatory region sequence-specific DNA binding; DNA-binding transcription factor activity, RNA polymerase II-specific; SMAD binding
Source: RefSeq, a predicted model, not a curated record
CACACUGAGGGUGAGUGAGUGAGUGAGAGGGGAGACAGGCUGAGUAGCCCGACUGUGCAGACGAGGCUUAUUUCGGGCGCACAUUAGGAGUGCGUAAAACCGCGGGAGUCUACUGUUACGCGGUGAUUGUACGCUAGAUAAUUCCAAUUCGAAGUCUCCAACUUUGGCGGCUUUGUUUCGCUUCCUUUUCUAGGAAGUUCCUUGUGAUUUAAGCAGCUUUCGGUUUUCUGAAUGGACGCGCCGGGAAGCUUCUUCUCCAACAUGGAAACGCGUCUCCCUGCGCGCGCCGCCGGAUGCUGAGGACGCCCCACGCUCUCUGUCCCAACUCCAGCAUUCACUUUGAGCUUUCAACUCGCUUCUCCAGCCGACGAACACCAUGGAAGGCACCAGCUUCCAGCCCCAUCCCGGACUUCAGCAAACUCUCAAGCAGUUCCACCUGAGUUCUAUGCGCUCCCUCGGCGGCCCGGCGGCGUUCUCCGCUCGGUGGCACCAAGACGCGCUCUUCGGGAAGGAUGGCAAAUCCGUGGAGAUGAUGCUCUCCUUGCCGGCCCAAACGCCCCCCGUCAUGUCCGGGCCACUUUUCAUCCCGUCCGACCGCUCCACGGAAAGGUGCGAGACUGUUCUGGAGCGCGAGCCCAUCUCCUGCUUCGUGGUCGGCGGGGAGAAGCGCCUGUGCCUGCCGCAGAUCCUCAACAGCGUGCUGAGAGACUUCUCCCUGCAGCAGAUCAACUCGGUGUGCGAUGACCUGCACAUCUACUGCUCCAGGUGCACGGCGGACCAGCUGGAGAUCCUGAAGGUGGUGGGCAUCUUGCCGUUCUCGGCACCGUCCUGCGGGCUGAUCACUCAGACAGACGCGGAGCGCCUCUGCAACGCGCUCAUCUAUGGCGGCACGUACCCCCCUCAUUGCAACAAGGAGCUGGGCUCCCUGGAGCUGGAGCGAACCGAGAGGAGCUUCAAAGUCUACCACGAGUGUUUCGGCCGGUGCAAGGGCCUGUUUGUCCCAGAACUGUACACAGGUCCGACCGCCGCCUGCAUCCAGUGCAUGGACUGCAGACUCAUGUUUCCUCCUCACAAGUUUGUGGUCCACAGUCACAAGAGGCUGGAGAACCGGACAGUCCACUGGGGCUUCGACUCGGCCAACUGGCGGGCUUAUGUGCUCCUGGACCCGGACUACACCAACAAGGAGGAGAAAAGCCAACUGGAGCAGCUGCUGAAAGAACUCAAAGGAAAAUACGAUUUGGCAGGAAAGCUGCCCAGUAAAUCCUGCAGAUCCCCCAGCCCUAUACCAACCAAGAGGUCCAAAUUAGACAAAUUACUGUCUCCAUCAGCUGACAAAGACAUGAAACCUGAUUGGCUACAGACGCUGUCCAAGUCUGCACACAAGGAUCUGAAGCAGGUCCAGCUGAAACAGCGGCCUUCAGCUUUCCGCCCUUGGUCUCCCAAAGCAGCAGAGAAAGAGAAAGCAGCUCCUCAAAAUGAGCCAGAAAGUAGAACCUGUCUAAAGAACCAGGAGUUGUUGGCUGCUGCCACGGGCCCUCUGCUCCAUCCCAGCAGGGAGUCCAAAGUUGUUUCCGCACAAGAUCUGCAUGAUGAAAGCAAACAGCUGCCGACUAAGCCGGCUCACUCUGUCCCUGCCGGCCGGCCCGAUGACAUGGACACAGACGGGGAGAUCGAUGUAGACGACUGUGAUGAUGGUCCAGUUCCAACUCCUUCUGUUGCAUCUCCUCCAUCAGCCUCCACCAGCAUCUCCCAGUGUCCAUCUCUUCAGGCUCAGGAUUUAGCUCCCUGGCUGGCAGGAGCUGUCUCCACAGAGAUAGACACCAUGAGACAGAUGCUGUACACUGGCCUGGACACCAGAGAAGCCCGGGAGAAGGUGCUGCAGGAGGUGGUCAGAAUGAGAGUGAAGCAGGAGGAGAAGCUGGCAGCUGCUCUGCAAGCCAAACGCAACCUUCAGCAGGAACUGGAGUUUGUGAGGGUGGCUAAGAAGGGCCGUCUCCGCGACGCCAUCGAGGCCAAGCGCAACUUGCGAAAGCAAAUUGAGCGCCUCCGCGUGGACUGGGAGAGGAAGAUGAGGGAUGCAGAGGAGUCCUGCGGGCGGCUGAAGAGGGAGUUGGAAAGAGAAAAACGAGUGCGAGCUUGUGACCAAAGUUGUGAAUCUGAACGUCUCCGGAUGAAGUACUCAACUCAGAUUGAGGAGUUGCACGUGCAGCUGCAGCAGGCAGAGGCCGAUCGGGAGCAGCUGAGGCAGGAGCUGCAGCUGGAAAGAGAAGCUCGACAGACGCUGGAGAGCAUCGUGAAAGAUCUGCAAACCCAGCUGGCCCUGCAGGCCAAUGGCAGCCUUCCUGCAGACUGCAAAGACUCAAUAAAACAAAUCACAUAUCCCAGUAAAGGAUCCUAAAAUUGCACAUUUGAACCUGAACAGAGAGACUUUGUUACACUUCCUAUUAGGGUGGGGUGGGGGGCAUACAAAGCCACUUUUGUAGAGAAAACAACAAAAAAAGCUGUUAUAUAUGAUAUCGUAUACAUCAAUAUUAUUACAAGGAACUUCAUGAGAUGAACUGGAAAGUAGCAUGAGCAUGUUAGCGGGAGCGGACCUACGGAACCAUGAAACUACCGGCGCAGCCCAAGGAUUUUGUUUUGUUAUAAGCUAUUCAUAGACGUGCAGAACACAACACUACUUGAAUAUGAAGGGAUGAAACAGUAGCAAGCGAUAAACGUCGUCUGCAGACCACUGGAAACAAGAGACACACGUUUACCACUAUUUACAUUUAAGGUAUCUGUUUGAUUGUUGUUUUUUUUUUUUUUUUUUUUUUUGAAGAGGACAGAAAUGUUGUAACUGAAAUCAAACAUUCAUAUUCAUAUAGCAGCUGAUCUACCUUUUGUAUUUUAUACACCUGAAGUAUUGGAUGUUCAAUGGACUGCCUUCAUGUUUAACGCUUAAAAACAUUACCUAAGUAUUUUGUUUUUUGCUUCGUCACCAAGUAGCUAAGAUGUUUUUUUGUUUGUUUGUUUUUGUGCCCUAUAUGAAUUCUUUAACGCGCUAAAAUUCAAAACAGCUGUUUUAGUUGAAAAAUGGUACUUCCCGUCAUGGAUUUUAUUUUAUUUUUUAGUCACUGGUUUUAGGACUCUUAAACCAACAGUUACUGUUUGUAAGGAAAACAUUUUUACAAAUAUACAAUAUAUGAAUAUAUAUUUUUUUACUUUGAGAAAAAGUAAUUGCACUUUUUAAAAAAUAAAAAAAGAACAGAACCAAGUGUGCAUUGUAUUCCCCAUUAUGGUUUUUAAGAUCAGAAAUCAGACUUUUAAGGAAUGAAUACACUUUUCCCCCCAGUGUCUUGUAAAUACAAUAAUAUUGUAAAUAAGAUGUUUGUUGGUAUGUUUGCUUGCUCUAGACUUAAAUUGAUUCUGCGUAUUAUUAUUAUUAUCAUCAUUAUUAUAUUAUAUUAAAUUUUGUUGCUGUUACUUGAAACCAAAAAGGAAAAAAAAGUGAAGCUCUAUUUGGAAUUGCAAAACUGUAAUUUCAUAGUUGCAGAUCACUGAGUGUCACUACAGUCAGAGGGCAUUCACCGUGGUAACACCUACACCAGGGGUGUCCAAACUUUUCAAAACAAGGACUAAAAUCAUUCAUUUAAAUAUCCUCAUGGGCCACAAAAAUGUCAUUUUUUUAUGUUUAAAAUGAUUUCAUGAUGUUUUUUCAUUUGUACUGCUCAGAAAUUGACGUGUUUGUAAGAAUCUGAACAGAAACGUGUCCAUCUUUAUACACUGCAAAAACUGAGUUUUAAGAAAGCAAAUCAGAAGCCUGGAUUUUAGACAUUAUUUAGACACUAUUUUAGUCUAAAAAUGAUCUUAUCUGUAAAACAGCACUAUUUGAAAUAAGGUAAAUAUUCUUAAACAUUAUCCAGAUUUUCUUGUUUUGAGUAGAAGAGUCUGCCAAUGCUGUUAGCAAAGCUGCUCGGCUAGAUUUCUUAUAAUAGCAACAAAAUCUAAUGUUAGAUUAUUUUGUGAAGGAGAUUAAAUAUCUAACAACAAGGUUUUUUACUUUCUUGAAAUUUGUUUUUUGCAGUGUAGUGGAGUCCAGUUCUGGUCCUCCGGGUCAAAUACCUAGCAUGUUUUACUCGUGUCUCCAAAACACCCGAUCUAAUGGUCAUCAGGGUCUGUAGACGUCUGUUAAUCAACCACAGGUUAAACUUUUAACUUUCACACUGAGAAAAACUAGAAAUGUUCCUGUUAUGAGUUUUUGUUUAAUUAAGUUAGGGCAAUGAGGACUAACAAUAAAUAAUGAUAUUAAGAUAAAAAUAAUUGAAUCUCAUAACAAUUAUGUUUUUAUUCCAAUGUUCCAAUAUUUUCUAAAAUUUUUGUUAAUUUUUUUUUUUUAGAUUAUUUUCCAGUUUAGUAAAGUGUAUAUUUCAUUAGGAUAAAGGCUCUACCAAACGGUUGAACUAUUACUUUAAGGGUUCAAAUCAGGUAUGUUGGAGCAGAGAAACUUCUAAUUUAAAAAAAUGCAGGUUGGUGGCCCUUGAGGGCCAGAACUGGACACCCCUGAGCUUCACCAACGUCCGGGUGGACACAAAAUUCCACCAUUCUGGAAAUGCAAUUAGGGGCCCACAUGAAAUCCCUCCAAGGGCUCCAAAAGGCCCCAAGGCCGCACUUUGGACACGUCAGUGUGAAUUUUAUAGCUCUUGCAAUUGUGACAAACCAACAGAAUAUUGUAACUGAUUUAGUGUUUUAUAUUCAUGCUAAAUUGAUGAAUUAUAGAAUAUAUAAUUACACUUCAGACCAAAAACUGACACAUGGAUGAUCGAUCUCUGCACUUUCAAUUCCGUCAUCAGGCAGGAUAACGUCUCCUCAUGAUUAAAACUCAUUCUUUAUGUUUGGUGCUCUCAUAUGUAUUAGACAGGAAAACACUCAUGUCUUAUGAUUAUGAUGCCCUCGCUCAAUAUUUGUUGAGUACAUUGUAAUAGCAGUAUUCGCUUUGUUAGCUGAUGCUGUUGUAUUUUGGGUUUGGAUGUGGGCUUUUUACUUGUCUCUUGUUUUGAUGUUUUAUUUUUCCUUCAGAAAAGGUGUAUAAUACCCAUUAAAAUCUAAAUAAGUUCCA